CGGGUAAGUACAGUUCAACCGAGUCGAGAGCUGAGGAUACACAGUCAAAAACAUGGCAAUAAGAUUUGUGGUGUCGCUGGCUCUUGUAGCCGCUACUCUAGCCGACCAGAGCUCUCAUGUGAGCAUCAGUCUUGGUGGCGCCGCAGCUGUGAGUCACCACAGAUCCCCUCAUCACUCACGACCUUCCUACCACCCACAACCUUCCUACCAUCCACAACCUUCCUACUACCCACAACCUUCUUACCACCCACAAUCAUCCUACCACCCACAACCAUCCUAUCAACCACAACCUUCCUACCACCCACAGCCAAGCUACAGUCACCAUGAGCCCGCCGUCCCCGCUUGCGCCGCCAACACCACUAAGCCUUGGUGCCUCGAAGACGCCGAGUACCCCACCUACGAGAUCAAGCACGCCGCUGAGCAACACUACGAGAAGGUCCUCUCCCUCUACGCUGACGUCGCUGACCUCAACACUGAGCUCUCAGUCAACCGUCCUAAGGUCCUCGAGGAGGAGACUUACCUCUGUCCCUCAGAGACCGCUUACGUCAGGCCUCUGCGUGCCCAGAACACCGAUGGCAAGUGGCGCGUCAUUGUCAACAAUGUUGAUGCUCAUUAUCAAACUCUCACCCAGACCACCCGCAUCGAGGAGUGCCUGACCUCCGGCGACGCCUGCCCCCUGGUGCCUGAGUGUUACGAGUCCAAGUGCCUGCAGAAGUCCAUCUACCACCGCUUCCUCGUCUACGACCCCUAUGAUCAGUACUUCCCCUUUGCCAUCGAGACCUUCAAGCUGCCCGCCAGCUGUGCCUGUCUGCUGGGCGCCUACACCAUCGACCACUAUUCAACCAAGUCGAGAGCUGAGGUUACACAGUCAAAAAACAUGGCAAUGAGAUUUGUGGUGUCGCUGGCGGUUAUAGCCGUUACAUUCGCCGACCAGAGAUCACAUGUGAGCUUCAGUCUUGGUGGCGCCCCAGCUGUGAGCCACCACAGCUCCCCUCACCACUCAAGACCUUCCCACCACCCACAACCUUCCUACCAUCCACAGCCUUCCUACCACCCACAACCUUCCUACCACCCACAACCAAACUACCACCCACAACCAAACUACAAUCACCAUGAGCCCGCUGUCCCCGCGUGCGCCACCAACACCACUAAGCCUUGGUGCCUCGAGGACGCCGAGUACCCCACCUACGAGAUCAAGCACGCCGCUGAGCAACACUACGAGAAGGUCCUCUCCCUCUACGCUGACGUCGCUGACCUCAACACUGAGCUCUCCGUCAAUCGUCCUAAGGUCCUCGAGGAGGAGACUUACCUCUGUCCCUCAGAGACCGCUUACGUCAGGCCUCUCCGUGCCCAGAACACCGAUGGCAAGUGGCGGGUCAUUGUCAACAAUGUUGAUGCUCAUUAUCAAACUCUCACCCAGACCACCCGCAUCGAGGAGUGCCUGACCUCCGGCGACGCCUGCCCCCUGGUGCCUGAGUGUUACGAGUCCAAGUGCCUGCAGAAGUCCAUCUACCACCGCUUCCUCGUCUACGACCCCUAUGAUCAGUACUUCCCCUUCGCCAUCGAGACCUUCAAGCUGCCCGCCAGCUGUGCCUGUCUGCUGGGCGCCUACACCAUCGACCACUAAGACCAAUACACCACAAAUCUCUCGCCACUGAAGAAAUGGAAAACGAACCUUUUUAUAAAAACACCUUGUGAAUCUUAGUCUUUGUAGUCUAGGAGCACAAGCGGGUGGUUCCCUGUGGCGGUAACACUACUGCUGCAGGAGCCACCGUCGUUGGCAUGACUUCUCAAACAUCGCGGUACGUGAAGAAAGCAGUUCUCUAGUCAUCUCACUGUGAUAACCACCAGAAAAUUUAAAACACUAUUUAUUACUAUAAAUAUAU
This is a messenger RNA of Homarus americanus (American lobster), 1886 nucleotides long. RefSeq names its product adhesive plaque matrix protein-like. Bases 53 to 1627 code for a protein of 524 amino acids. The transcript is spliced from 4 exons. Gene Ontology annotation, biological process: innate immune response; regulation of Toll signaling pathway; central nervous system formation. Lineage: Eukaryota; Metazoa; Arthropoda; Malacostraca; Decapoda; Nephropidae. Gene Ontology annotation, cellular component: extracellular region. Gene Ontology annotation, molecular function: growth factor activity; Toll binding. The record is from RefSeq and is a predicted model, not a curated record.